Messenger RNA from Centrocercus urophasianus (Greater sage-grouse), 1124 nucleotides. RefSeq names its product lymphocyte expansion molecule (gene CIMAP2). NCBI's taxonomy places the organism in Eukaryota, Metazoa, Chordata, Aves, Galliformes, Phasianidae. The transcript has 10 exons. The coding region runs from base 1 to 1077 and encodes 358 amino acids. The record is from RefSeq and is a predicted model, not a curated record.
AUGGGCAGCCAGGGGACAGCACUGGCCUCUGGCUGGGCCAGAGCAGAGGCAGGAUCCCGGGCAAUUCAACUGCCCCAUUUCCAGCUCAAGGUGAUGCUGAAGAAACGCAAACAGCAGCAAGAGAGGCUGGGCCCAGGAACGUACAACAUCAGGGAUUUUCUGCAGGAGACACAGCCUUCGAGCCUGAGGGGCAUCUGUGACACAAGGGAGCAGAGGUUCAGGGAAAGCCAGCGGGACUGCUUUCCUGGGCCUGGCACCUACGGCCCCCAGGGGAACCCGUACGCUCUCCUGGAGGAGAGGGACAAGCGCUCUCCCAGCACACGAGGGCUGAUGGACAGCAGGACAGAGAAAUGUGUCUUCCAAACAGCCACGGGCAGUGGUUUGGGACCUGGCACCUAUUCCCCAUGGAGCAGCACUGAGGAGCAGCUGCGACAGGCAGGCAGGCGCAACCCCCGCCAGGUCUCCUCGAGGGACAAGCUGAAGCCUGCAGGUGGCCGGCGGCGCAAUGGGGAGCAGGGGGAAGGCACUGAGCUGCACGCUGGCACUGCCAAGGGGUUCCUGGAUGAGCUGAUGUCAAAGGAGAACAAGAAGAAAGGCUGCUUCAGCACACUGCCACGGAACCCAGGCUGCCCCACAGAGAGGAUCUUCUGGGCCACACUCAGUCAGUGCCCGAGGGAUGCGUAUGCGGUGGGGCCAGGCUCGUACGAUCCAAAGCCCAUUGAGAGAUCAGCAGAAUUCAACCAGCCCCCGUUCUGGUCAUCUGCCAAGAGGUUUGACAGAAAGUCUGAACGCCUCUUCAUGGGGAAUGAGCAGCAUCAGCAGCACACUGAAGAGCCAGUGCAGAAUGCUGUGGGUGUGGGCCGCUAUAAUGUCACCAGGCCCGAAAAAUACCCUCGGAAGAUCAGAUACCAGUCCCUGUACCAGAGUGACACGCAGCGGUACCUGAGUAACUUGAAGCAGGAUGCCUACCUGCUCGAGCGGCUAAAGCCUGCUGCGAAAAACAAAUGGAGUCAUUUGAUUUCUGCUCCACGUUGUCCAGAUACCUGUGAAGAAAGCACUGCUGUUUUCCAAAUGUAAGAUGGUGCUGGAAAGCCUGAAUUGGCGAAUAAACCACAGACGGCUGA